Molecule: messenger RNA, 654 nt
Organism: Brassica rapa (field mustard)
Lineage: Eukaryota; Viridiplantae; Streptophyta; Magnoliopsida; Brassicales; Brassicaceae
Product: putative RING-H2 finger protein ATL61
Biological process (GO): protein ubiquitination
Molecular function (GO): transferase activity
Source: RefSeq, a predicted model, not a curated record
AUGAACCACAAUAAAAUACCUCUGUAUGUUUACUAUAUUUUUAUGCUUGGAUCAACUCAACUGUAUGACGGUUCUCUUAGUGGUGAUCAUACAGAUUUCUUGAUUGGUAUCGUUCUAGUUUUGGUUGGGUUCCUUGGACUGUUGUAUGAACGCUAUUUUGUUGUUGAUGAUAACGACGAGAAUGAUCAUCAAGAUCAUGGUAUUGGUACCAGCGAUGACCAUGUCAUUAUCAACAUCAAGGAGUUGGCUGGUGUUAAUCCCUCUGUCCUCCUCCGAUCAAUCCCCGUCGUAGAUUUCAACUCUAGGAACGCAAGGGACGGUGUUAAAUGUGUCGUUUGCCUCUUUGAGCUCGCUGACGGAGACAAAGCCAAGUUUUUACCGAGCUGUAAACAUUGGUUUCACGCUCGUUGCAUCGACCCGUGGCUUGAGUCGCACGCUACUUGUCCUAUAUGCAGAACGAGAGUACGUCUGUUGCAAACUAACGAGCCGAGCUCCCUAAUCUCUAGGCGCUAUAGUCCGGUUGAACCUGCGGUGGUAACUCAAGAGUUGAAUUAUGGCAAUCUAACUUCUGAUGAUGAACAUCCAGUAGAUCUGACGGCGGUUGUUGUAGACAUCCCGGCAACCUUCGAGAUUGGAGAUUUGGGCCCAUUAUGA